Molecule: messenger RNA, 432 nt
Organism: Salvia miltiorrhiza (redroot sage)
Lineage: Eukaryota; Viridiplantae; Streptophyta; Magnoliopsida; Lamiales; Lamiaceae
Exons: 1
Coding region: 1-432 (143 amino acids)
Molecular function (GO): RNA-DNA hybrid ribonuclease activity; nucleic acid binding
Source: RefSeq, a predicted model, not a curated record
AUGAUUGAUUCCAUUCUUCAGCUUUAUGCGAAUGUUUUUAAUGAGGUUAUCGGCUGCUUCCAUUUCUCUGGUGGUCGCGGGGUGGCCUUCGAAGCGGAGCUCCUUGCUCUCAUCAUUUCUAUGGAGAGCGUUUAUCAUGCUGGAUGGCAGCGCGUCUGGUUCGAGGCUGAUUCCACCUUCGUGGUCAGCUUACUGAGCUCGCGCUCCUCCAAAGUUCCUUGGCGUUUCAAGGCUAGAUGGACUCGUGCUCUCACUUAUAUGUCUACCAUCUCGGUUCGUGUUUCUCAAAUUUUUCGGGAGGGAAAUAGGGUCGCCGAUUGCUUGGCGUCGCAUAUCACCGAUGAAGGAUAUUGGCCUCAUGAUAUUCAUCAUAUUCGGCAUUUGGUUAUUGAAGACCUCUACCUUCCUUUUUUUACGCGUGUGGUCGACUAA